This is a messenger RNA of Xyrichtys novacula (pearly razorfish), 18354 nucleotides long. The record is from the annotation of a GenBank genome assembly. NCBI's taxonomy places the organism in Eukaryota, Metazoa, Chordata, Actinopteri, Labriformes, Labridae.
AUGGCUUUGAGAAAGUGGAUCUGCAUACUGACUCUGACGAGUCUUUUAACAGGUAAGUGACACUUAAUUCAAAUGUUGGUUUCGUGAAUUUUAAAAAAAUAAAUGACGUGUAUAAUGAAAUAAGCAUAAUUAUAAAAACGGUAAAAUUUCAAUAUAACUCCUCAAGCUUAAGUAAAAGCAAUUCAACUUUAAGAAGGUUACAUUUCGAAAAAUAGUUUUGGACUGACUGAAAAAUUAAGUGACCAGAAGAGAUCAACUUUGGCUGUGAGAAAUCAUUUCAAUGCACUUUAUAUUAAAAAUUUCAUUUAAAAAAAAUUAUGAGGUUGACUUCCUGACGGUAAAAAAUUUGUCGGAACAGUAAAAUAGUGCAACAUAUCAAGCUAAACCUUUGCUAUUAAACUGUUAAAAUGUCAACAAAAAUAAACUUUACACUGUCAAAACUAAUGGCACAAUUGAUAAAAAAAAGUCUGGUCUCUCCUCCCUGAUUAAUUUCAGUGAAUAAAAGUGAGUUUUCUAUUAUUUAUAACAUUUUUUUUAAAAUAAAACUGUCAUAUAGUUUAGUGCUAAUUGAAUGAAAAAAAUAUUGAUGUAAUAUCCAAGGCUUUUCCUUUUUUUAAAUGAAUCUUUUUUAAUCAACCACAAUUAUGUUCUUGAGUUUAACUGUCAUUGUUCAAAACUUCAUUAUAAUUACUAUGAUACUGUAAUUUCUGCCUGCAUGAAAGUCAGAAACUCAGGUGUAUGUUUGAUGGUCAGCGAAACAUUCUUAAACAAGAAAAUGUAAAUAGUCAAUAAAUGGUAUUCCUGUAUAAACUAAUUUAAAAAGUGUGUGUAGUGUGCACAAUCAGGUAACCAUAUCAAAGCAAUAGAUUUAAUCAUGAAUGGAAACCUGUGGAGAUAGAAAUUCAUGCUAUUAAGACUGGCCAUGGCAAAAAGACAAGGUAUGUUCUUCUUGAGCAAAAAGUAAAUAUUGACUUUUCCUGCAAAUUUUUGAGCACUUCAUUGAAAACAUUCCACAACUUUGGGAUAGAUAUAACUAACCAAAUUGUGUUUUCUCAUUUCAGAAUUACACGCACAGCUUGAUGGUAAGUAGAAAUAUAUCCCUCAAGAGAAGUUGAAGUUGGCCUUUACUUGCAACAAAGAAAGGCUCACACAAGAUUUAUUUUAGAAAAAAGGGUCAUUUUGGCCCCAAAAAGAAUACAAUAAUAAUAAAAAAAAAGCCUAAAAAUUAGUGUCAGUACUAAGUCAGCAGGAAAAGAAGCCUGUGUGGGUGAAGGACUUCUAGUGUGAAUAAAAGACAAGAAGAUGAGAAAGAUAUGUAUAAUUAAAUUGGUUCAAUCAAUAAUGCACUCAAAAUGUAAACAAGGUACAAUCAAAUGAAAAGAUUCUGCUCUGAUCAAUCUGGCUUUCGAUUGAUGGAAAAAAUAAAUAAAUACAAAAAACAGGGUUUAAAUCCCUUUUGAUUGUGAACACAAACACAGAACUAUGUACUUCAGUAGUAGUAGACAUAAUACUUCCAUAUAUUUGAAAACUUGGACUAAAAUUGUCAAUAAUAAAAAAUAAAACUGGUAUGUUUUCUAGUUUGUGGCAUUGCUCCCCUGAAUACCCGGAUAGUUGGAGGUGUAGAUGCGCCACCUGGAAGUUGGCCCUGGCAGGUUAGCCUGCAGAUAUUUGGUGGCCAUGUUUGUGGUGGUUCCCUUAUCAACAGAGAGUGGGUGAUGACUGCAGCCCACUGCUUCUUCAGGUGGGUAUCUGUGACAAACUCCCAUCAGUCUGCAGUUUUGCAUGGCUAUCAGUGCCUGUUUUUCCUAAAUCUAAUGCAUUACUGUCAUUUUCUUGAACUUUAGCGAGAGUGUCAGCGAUUGGCAGGUUUCUCUGGGUCGUCAGAACCUGCAAAGCCAAAACCCCAAUGAAGUGUCCAGAGGUGUCUCCGCAAUCAUUUUGCAUCCAAACUAUGACAGUGCCACCAGCGACAACGACAUUGCUCUGCUCAAACUCUCCUCACCAGUCCAGUUCACAGACUACAUCAGACCUGUUUGUCUGGCAGCUGGUGAGAGUAUAUUCAACAAUGGCACUGAUAGCUGGGUCACAGGCUGGGGUGCAGUCCAGGAGGGAGGUGAGUCUACCGGUUGCUGGCAAAUAGUCUGGGCCAUGUGCCACAAACACAAACACACACACACACACACACACACACACACAACAGGUGCAUGUUUGAAUCAUCUCUGCUCUUGUUGCUUCCUCAGAGCCAUUACCCUUUCCUGAAACUCUGCAAGAAGUGCAGGUGCCCGUUCUGGGAAACCGACAGUGUAACUGUCUGAAUGGAGUGGGUACCAUCACCAACAACAUGAUCUGUGCUGGUGUUCUGGCAGGAGGCAAAGACUCGUGCCAGGUAUCUGUCCUUCUUUUUGCUUGUUUUUUGACAAUGCUUUAAAUUCCAAAUGCAGUCAGCAACAUUACUUUCUAACCAUCACACAGGGUGACUCAGGAGGUCCAAUGGUCAGUAAGCAGGGCAACGUCUGGGUCCAGUCAGGAGUAGUGAGUUUUGGUUUUGGCUGUGCUCGGCCCAAUCUGCCAGGAGUCUACUCCAGAGUUUCCCGUUACCAGUCCUGGAUCAACUCCCUCAUCAGCUCUGAUAAGCCAGGCUUUGUCACGUUCACCUCCAGUGGGCUGGAUGCGGACAGCAGCUUCACCUGUCCUGGCCUGCCACCCCCUGUUGUUACUGCUACUACUACUUCACCAAAGGUGACGCCCACAGAGUUGGGACCAACAGCCUCAAGUGCUGAGUGUGAGUACCUAGAAUCCCAUGAGCUUUUCAGUUCUAUUUUUGUGUCUAUGUCUUCUACUAGAACUUUACAGUGUGUGUUCCACUGUAAAAUAUGAUUUUAUUGAAAAGCCUCAGUAAGUACUGUAAGCCUUCUGGGCUGCUUCAAGGUCUGCCGCCUGUGAUGUGUUAUUUGCAGUGUGCGGCAGCUCUCCCCUGAAUACCCGGAUAGUUGGAGGUGUAGAUGCGCCACCUGGAAGUUGGCCCUGGCAGGUUAGCCUGCAGAUAUUUGGUGGCCAUGUUUGUGGUGGUUCCCUUAUCAACAGAGAGUGGGUGAUGACUGCAGCCCACUGCUUCUUCAGGUGGGUAUCUGUGACAAACUCCCAUCAGUCUGCAGUUUUGCAUGGCUAUCAGUGCCUCUUUUUCCUAAAUCUAAUGCAUUACUGUCGUUUUCUUGAACCUUAGCGAGAGUGUCAGCGAUUGGCAGGUUUCUCUGGGUCGUCAGAACCUGCAAGGCCAAAACCCCAAUGAAGUGUCCAGAGGUGUCUCCGCAAUCAUUUUGCAUCCAAACUAUGACAGUGCCACCAGCGACAAUGACAUUGCUCUGCUCAAACUCUCCUCACCAGUCCAGUUCACAGACUACAUCAGACCUGUUUGUCUGGCAGCGGGUGAGAGUAUAUUCAACAAUGGCACUGAUAGCUGGGUCACAGGCUGGGGAGCAGUCCAGGAGGGAGGUGAGUCUACCGGUUGCUGGGAAAUAGUCUGGGCCAUGUGCCACAAACACACAUGCGCACACACACACACACACACACACACACACACACACACACACACACACACACACACACACACACACACGCACACAUAACAGGUGCAUGUUUGAACCAUCUCUGCUCUUGUUGCUUCCUCAGAGCCAUUACCCUUUCCUGAAACUCUGCAAGAAGUGCAGGUGCCCGUUCUGGGAAACCGACAGUGUAACUGUCUGAAUGGAGUGGGUACCAUCACCAACAACAUGAUCUGUGCUGGUGUUCUGGCAGGAGGCAAAGACUCGUGCCAGGUAUCUGUCCUUCUUUUUGCUUGUUUUUUGACAAUGCUUUAAAUUCCAAAUGCAGUCAGCAACAUUACUUUCUAACCAUCACACAGGGUGACUCAGGAGGUCCAAUGGUCAGUAAGCAGGGCAACGUCUGGGUCCAGUCUGGAGUAGUGAGUUUUGGUUUUGGCUGUGCUCGGCCCAAUCUGCCAGGAGUCUACUCCAGAGUUUCCCGUUACCAGUCCUGGAUCAACUCCCUCAUCAGCUCUGAUAAGCCAGGCUUUGUCACGUUCACCUCCAGUGGGCUGGAUGCGGACAGCAGCUUCACCUUUUCUGGCCUGCCACCCCCUGUUGUUACUGCUACUACUACUUCACCAAAGGUGACGCCCACAGAGUUGGGACCAACAGCCUCAAGUGCUGAGUGUGAGUACCUAGAAUCCCAUGAGCUUUUCAGUUCUAUUUUUGUGUCUAUGUCUUCUACUAGAACUUUACAGUGAGUGUUCCACUGUAAAAUAUGAUUUUAUUGAAAAGCCUCAGUAAGUACUGUAAGCCUUCUGGGCUGCUUCAAGGUCUGCGGCCUGUGAUGUGUUAUUUGCAGUGUGCGGCAGCUCUCCCCUGAACACCCGGAUAGUUGGAGGUGUAGAUGCGCCACCUGGAAGUUGGCCCUGGCAGGUUAGCCUGCAGAUAUUUGGUGGCCAUGUUUGUGGUGGUUCCCUUAUCAACAGAGAGUGGGUGAUGACUGCAGCCCACUGCUUCUUCAGGUGGGUAUCUGUGACAAACUCCCAUCAGUCUGCAGUUUUGCAUGGCUAUCAGUGCCUCUUUUUCCUAAAUCUAAUGCAUUACUGUCGUUUUCUUGAACCUUAGCGAGAGUGUCAGCGAUUGGCAGGUUUCUCUGGGUCGUCAGAACCUGCAAGGCCAAAACCCCAAUGAAGUGUCCAGAGGUGUCUCCGCAAUCAUUUUGCAUCCAAACUAUGACAGUGCCACCAGCGACAAUGACAUUGCUCUGCUCAAACUCUCCUCACCAGUCCAGUUCACAGACUACAUCAGACCUGUUUGUCUGGCAGCGGGUGAGAGUAUAUUCAACAAUGGCACUGAUAGCUGGGUCACAGGCUGGGGAGCAGUCCAGGAGGGAGGUGAGUCUACCGGUUGCUGGGAAAUAGUCUGGGCCAUGUGCCACAAACACACACACACACACACACACACACACACACACACACACACACACACACACACACACACACACACACACACACGCGCACACACACACACACACACACACACACACACACACACACACACACACACACACACACACACACACAACAGGUGCAUGUUUGAACCAUCUCUGCUCUUGUUGCUUCCUCAGAGCCAUUACCCUUUCCUGAAACUCUGCAAGAAGUGCAGGUGCCCGUUCUGGGAAACCGACAGUGUAACUGUCUGAAUGGAGUGGGUACCAUCACCAACAACAUGAUCUGUGCUGGUGUUCUGGCAGGAGGCAAAGACUCGUGCCAGGUAUCUGUCCUUCUUUUUGCUUGUUUUUUGACAAUGCUUUAAAUUCCAAAUGCAGUCAGCAACAUUACUUUCUAACCAUCACACAGGGUGACUCAGGAGGUCCAAUGGUCAGUAAGCAGGGCAACGUCUGGGUCCAGUCAGGAGUAGUGAGUUUUGGUUUUGGCUGUGCUCGGCCCAAUCUGCCAGGAGUCUACUCCAGAGUUUCCCGUUACCAGUCCUGGAUCAACUCCCUCAUCAGCUCUGAUAAGCCAGGCUUUGUCACGUUCACCUCCAGUGGGCUGGAUGCGGACAGCAGCUUCACCUGUCCUGGCCUGCCACCCCCUGUUGUUACUGCUACUACUACUUCACCAAAGGUGACGCCCACAGAGUUGGGACCAACAGCCUCAAGUGCUGAGUGUGAGUACCUAGAAUCCCAUGAGCUUUUCAGUUCUAUUUUUGUGUCUAUGUCUUCUACUAGAACUUUACAGUGAGUGUUCCACUGUAAAAUAUUAUUUUAUUGAAAAGCCUCAGUAAGUACUGUAAGCCUUCUGGGCUGCUUCAAGGUCUGCCGCCUGUGAUGUGUUAUUUGCAGUGUGCGGCAGCUCUCCCCUGAAUACCCGGAUAGUUGGAGGUGUAGAUGCGCCACCUGGAAGUUGGCCCUGGCAGGUUAGCCUGCAGAUAUUUGGUGGCCAUGUUUGUGGUGGUUCCCUUAUCAACAGAGAGUGGGUGAUGACUGCAGCCCACUGCUUCUUCAGGUGGGUAUCUGUGACAAACUCCCAUCAGUCUGCAGUUUUGCAUGGCUAUCAGUGCCUCUUUUUCCUAAAUCUAAUGCAUUACUGUCGUUUUCUUGAACCUUAGCGAGAGUGUCAGCGAUUGGCAGGUUUCUCUGGGUCGUCAGAACCUGCAAGGCCAAAACCCCAAUGAAGUGUCCAGAGGUGUCUCCGCAAUCAUUUUGCAUCCAAACUAUGACAGUGCCACCAGCGACAAUGACAUUGCUCUGCUCAAACUCUCCUCACCAGUCCAGUUCACAGACUACAUCAGACCUGUUUGUCUGGCAGCGGGUGAGAGUAUAUUCAACAAUGGCACUGAUAGCUGGGUCACAGGCUGGGGAGCAGUCCAGGAGGGAGGUGAGUCUACCGGUUGCUGGGAAAUAGUCUGGGCCAUGUGCCACAAACACACACACACACACACACACACACACACACACACACACACACACACACACACACACACACACACACACACACACGCGCACACACACACACACACACACACACACACACACACACACACACACACACACACACACACACACACACACACAACAGGUGCAUGUUUGAACCAUCUCUGCUCUUGUUGCUUCCUCAGAGCCAUUACCCUUUCCUGAAACUCUGCAAGAAGUGCAGGUGCCCGUUCUGGGAAACCGACAGUGUAACUGUCUGAAUGGAGUGGGUACCAUCACCAACAACAUGAUCUGUGCUGGUGUUCUGGCAGGAGGCAAAGACUCGUGCCAGGUAUCUGUCCUUCUUUUUGCUUGUUUUUUGACAAUGCUUUAAAUUCCAAAUGCAGUCAGCAACAUUACUUUCUAACCAUCACACAGGGUGACUCAGGAGGUCCAAUGGUCAGUAAGCAGGGCAACGUCUGGGUCCAGUCAGGAGUAGUGAGUUUUGGUUUUGGCUGUGCUCGGCCCAAUCUGCCAGGAGUCUACUCCAGAGUUUCCCGUUACCAGUCCUGGAUCAACUCCCUCAUCAGCUCUGAUAAGCCAGGCUUUGUCACGUUCACCUCCAGUGGGCUGGAUGCGGACAGCAGCUUCACCUGUCCUGGCCUGCCACCCCCUGUUGUUACUGCUACUACUACUUCACCAAAGGUGACGCCCACAGAGUUGGGACCAACAGCCUCAAGUGCUGAGUGUGAGUACCUAGAAUCCCAUGAGCUUUUCAGUUCUAUUUUUGUGUCUAUGUCUUCUACUAGAACUUUACAGUGAGUGUUCCACUGUAAAAUAUGAUUUUAUUGAAAAGCCUCAGUAAGUACUGUAAGCCUUCUGGGCUGCUUCAAGGUCUGCCGCCUGUGAUGUGUUAUUUGCAGUGUGCGGCAGCUCUCCCCUGAAUACCCGGAUAGUUGGAGGUGUAGAUGCGCCACCUGGAAGUUGGCCCUGGCAGGUUAGCCUGCAGAUAUUUGGUGGCCAUGUUUGUGGUGGUUCCCUUAUCAACAGAGAGUGGGUGAUGACUGCAGCCCACUGCUUCUUCAGGUGGGUAUCUGUGACAAACUCCCAUCAGUCUGCAGUUUUGCAUGGCUAUCAGUGCCUCUUUUUCCUAAAUCUAAUGCAUUACUGUCGUUUUCUUGAACCUUAGCGAGAGUGUCAGCGAUUGGCAGGUUUCUCUGGGUCGUCAGAACCUGCAAGGCCAAAACCCCAAUGAAGUGUCCAGAGGUGUCUCCGCAAUCAUUUUGCAUCCAAACUAUGACAGUGCCACCAGCGACAAUGACAUUGCUCUGCUCAAACUCUCCUCACCAGUCCAGUUCACAGACUACAUCAGACCUGUUUGUCUGGCAGCGGGUGAGAGUAUAUUCAACAAUGGCACUGAUAGCUGGGUCACAGGCUGGGGAGCAGUCCAGGAGGGAGGUGAGUCUACCGGUUGCUGGGAAAUAGUCUGGGCCAUGUGCCACAAACACACAUGCGCACACACACACACACACACACACACACACACACACACACACACACACACACACACACACACACACACACACACACACACGCACACAUAACAGGUGCAUGUUUGAACCAUCUCUGCUCUUGUUGCUUCCUCAGAGCCAUUACCCUUUCCUGAAACUCUGCAAGAAGUGCAGGUGCCCGUUCUGGGAAACCGACAGUGUAACUGUCUGAAUGGAGUGGGUACCAUCACCAACAACAUGAUCUGUGCUGGUGUUCUGGCAGGAGGCAAAGACUCGUGCCAGGUAUCUGUCCUUCUUUUUGCUUGUUUUUUGACAAUGCUUUAAAUUCCAAAUGCAGUCAGCAACAUUACUUUCUAACCAUCACACAGGGUGACUCAGGAGGUCCAAUGGUCAGUAAGCAGGGCAACGUCUGGGUCCAGUCUGGAGUAGUGAGUUUUGGUUUUGGCUGUGCUCGGCCCAAUCUGCCAGGAGUCUACUCCAGAGUUUCCCGUUACCAGUCCUGGAUCAACUCCCUCAUCAGCUCUGAUAAGCCAGGCUUUGUCACGUUCACCUCCAGUGGGCUGGAUGCGGACAGCAGCUUCACCUGUCCUGGCCUGCCACCCCCUGUUGUUACUGCUACUACUACUUCACCAAAGGUGACGCCCACAGAGUUGGGACCAACAGCCUCAAGUGCUGAGUGUGAGUACCUAGAAUCCCAUGAGCUUUUCAGUUCUAUUUUUGUGUCUAUGUCUUCUACUAGAACUUUACAGUGAGUGUUCCACUGUAAAAUAUGAUUUUAUUGAAAAGCCUCAGUAAGUACUGUAAGCCUUCUGGGCUGCUUCAAGGUCUGCCGCCUGUGAUGUGUUAUUUGCAGUGUGCGGCAGCUCUCCCCUGAAUACCCGGAUAGUUGGAGGUGUAGAUGCGCCACCUGGAAGUUGGCCCUGGCAGGUUAGCCUGCAGAUAUUUGGUGGCCAUGUUUGUGGUGGUUCCCUUAUCAACAGAGAGUGGGUGAUGACUGCAGCCCACUGCUUCUUCAGGUGGGUAUCUGUGACAAACUCCCAUCAGUCUGCAGUUUUGCAUGGCUAUCAGUGCCUCUUUUUCCUAAAUCUAAUGCAUUACUGUCGUUUUCUUGAACCUUAGCGAGAGUGUCAGCGAUUGGCAGGUUUCUCUGGGUCGUCAGAACCUGCAAGGCCAAAACCCCAAUGAAGUGUCCAGAGGUGUCUCCGCAAUCAUUUUGCAUCCAAACUAUGACAGUGCCACCAGCGACAAUGACAUUGCUCUGCUCAAACUCUCCUCACCAGUCCAGUUCACAGACUACAUCAGACCUGUUUGUCUGGCAGCGGGUGAGAGUAUAUUCAACAAUGGCACUGAUAGCUGGGUCACAGGCUGGGGAGCAGUCCAGGAGGGAGGUGAGUCUACCGGUUGCUGGGAAAUAGUCUGGGCCAUGUGCCACAAACACAAACGCACACACACACACACACGCACGCACGCACACACACACACACACACACACACACACACACACACACACACACACACACACACACACACACACACACACACACACACACACAUAACAGGUGCAUGUUUGAACCAUCUCUGCUCUUGUUGCUUCCUCAGAGCCAUUACCCUUUCCUGAAACUCUGCAAGAAGUGCAGGUGCCCGUUCUGGGAAACCGACAGUGUAACUGUCUGAAUGGAGUGGGUACCAUCACCAACAACAUGAUCUGUGCUGGUGUUCUGGCAGGAGGCAAAGACUCGUGCCAGGUAUCUGUCCUUCUUUUUGCUUGUUUUUUGACAAUGCUUUAAAUUCCAAAUGCAGAUAGCAACAUUACUUUCUAACCAUCACACAGGGUGACUCAGGAGGUCCAAUGGUCAGUAAGCAGGGCAACGUCUGGGUCCAGUCAGGAGUAGUGAGUUUUGGUUUUGGCUGUGCUCGGCCCAAUCUGCCAGGAGUCUACUCCAGAGUUUCCCGUUACCAGUCCUGGAUCAACUCCCUCAUCAGCUCUGAUAAGCCAGGCUUUGUCACGUUCACCUCCAGUGGGCUGGAUGCGGACAGCAGCUUCACCUGUCCUGGCCUGCCACCCCCUGUUGUUACUGCUACUACUACUUCACCAAAGGUGACGCCCACAGAGUUGGGACCAACAGCCUCAAGUGCUGAGUGUGAGUACCUAGAAUCCCAUGAGCUUUUCAGUUCUAUUUUUGUGUCUAUGUCUUCUACUAGAACUUUACAGUGAGUGUUCCACUGUAAAAUAUGAUUUUAUUGAAAAGCCUCAGUAAGUACUGUAAGCCUUCUGGGCUGCUUCAAGGUCUGCCGCCUGUGAUGUGUUAUUUGCAGUGUGCGGCAGCUCUCCCCUGAAUACCCGGAUAGUUGGAGGUGUAGAUGCGCCACCUGGAAGUUGGCCCUGGCAGGUUAGCCUGCAGAUAUUUGGUGGCCAUGUUUGUGGUGGUUCCCUUAUCAACAGAGAGUGGGUGAUGACUGCAGCCCACUGCUUCUUCAGGUGGGUAUCUGUGACAAACUCCCAUCAGUCUGCAGUUUUGCAUGGCUAUCAGUGCCUCUUUUUCCUAAAUCUAAUGCAUUACUGUCGUUUUCUUGAACCUUAGCGAGAGUGUCAGCGAUUGGCAGGUUUCUCUGGGUCGUCAGAACCUGCAAGGCCAAAACCCCAAUGAAGUGUCCAGAGGUGUCUCCGCAAUCAUUUUGCAUCCAAACUAUGACAGUGCCACCAGCGACAAUGACAUUGCUCUGCUCAAACUCUCCUCACCAGUCCAGUUCACAGACUACAUCAGACCUGUUUGUCUGGCAGCGGGUGAGAGUAUAUUCAACAAUGGCACUGAUAGCUGGGUCACAGGCUGGGGAGCAGUCCAGGAGGGAGGUGAGUCUACCGGUUGCUGGGAAAUAGUCUGGGCCAUGUGCCACAAACACACAUGCGCACACACACACACACACACACACACACACACACACACACACACACACACAUAACAGGUGCAUGUUUGAACCAUCUCUGCUCUUGUUGCUUCCUCAGAGCCAUUACCCUUUCCUGAAACUCUGCAAGAAGUGCAGGUGCCCGUUCUGGGAAACCGACAGUGUAACUGUCUGAAUGGAGUGGGUACCAUCACCAACAACAUGAUCUGUGCUGGUGUUCUGGCAGGAGGCAAAGACUCGUGCCAGGUAUCUGUCCUUCUUUUUGCUUGUUUUUUGACAAUGCUUUAAAUUCCAAAUGCAGUCAGCAACAUUACUUUCUAACCAUCACACAGGGUGACUCAGGAGGUCCAAUGGUCAGUAAGCAGGGCAACGUCUGGGUCCAGUCUGGAGUAGUGAGUUUUGGUUUUGGCUGUGCUCGGCCCAAUCUGCCAGGAGUCUACUCCAGAGUUUCCCGUUACCAGUCCUGGAUCAACUCCCUCAUCAGCUCUGAUAAGCCAGGCUUUGUCACGUUCACCUCCAGUGGGCUGGAUGCGGACAGCAGCUACACCUGUUCUGGCCUGCCACCCCCUGUUGUUACUGCUACUACUACUUCACCAAAGGUGACGCCCACAGAGUUGAGACCAACAGCCUCAAGUGCUGAGUGUGAGUACCUAGAAUCCCAUGAGCUUUUCAGUUCUAUUUUUGUGUCUAUGUCUUCUACUAGAACUUUACAGUGAGUGUUCCACUGUAAAAUAUGAUUUUAUUGAAAAGCCUCAGUAAGUACUGUAAGCCUUCUGGGCUGCUUCAAGGUCUGCCGCCUGUGAUGUGUUAUUUGCAGUGUGCGGCAGCUCUCCCCUGAAUACCCGGAUAGUUGGAGGUGUAGAUGCGCCACCUGGAAGUUGGCCCUGGCAGGUUAGCCUGCAGAUAUUUGGUGGCCAUGUUUGUGGUGGUUCCCUUAUCAACAGAGAGUGGGUGAUGACUGCAGCCCACUGCUUCUUCAGGUGGGUAUCUGUGACAAACUCCCAUCAGUCUGCAGUUUUGCAUGGCUAUCAGUGCCUCUUUUUCCUAAAUCUAAUGCAUUACUGUCGUUUUCUUGAACCUUAGCGAGAGUGUCAGCGAUUGGCAGGUUUCUCUGGGUCGUCAGAACCUGCAAGGCCAAAACCCCAAUGAAGUGUCCAGAGGUGUCUCCGCAAUCAUUUUGCAUCCAAACUAUGACAGUGCCACCAGCGACAAUGACAUUGCUCUGCUCAAACUCUCCUCACCAGUCCAGUUCACAGACUACAUCAGACCUGUUUGUCUGGCAGCGGGUGAGAGUAUAUUCAACAAUGGCACUGAUAGCUGGGUCACAGGCUGGGGAGCAGUCCAGGAGGGAGGUGAGUCUACCGGUUGCUGGGAAAUAGUCUGGGCCAUGUGCCACACACACACACACACACACACACACGCGCACACACACACACACACACACACACACACACACACACACACACACACACACACACACACACACAACAGGUGCAUGUUUGAACCAUCUCUUCUCUUGUUGCUUCCUUAGAGCCAUUACCCUUUCCUGAAACUCUGCAAGAAGUGCAGGUGCCCGUUCUGGGAAACCGACAGUGUAACUGUUUGAAUGGAGUGGGUACAAUCACCAACAACAUGAUCUGUGCUGGUGUUCUGGCAGGAGGCAAAGACUCAUGCCAGGUAUCUGUCCAGCUUUUUGCUUGUUUUCAGACAACGCUUUAAACUCCAAAUGCAGUCAGCAUCAUUUCUUUGUAUCCAUCACACAGGGUGACUCAGGAGGUCCAAUGGUCAGUAAGCAGGAAAAGGUCUGGGUCCAGUCUGGAGUGGUUAGUUUUGGUUUUGGCUGUGCUCGGCCCAACCUGCCAGGAGUCUACUCCAGAGUUUCCCGUUACCAGUCGUGGAUCAACUCCCUCAUCAGCUCUGAUAAGCCAGGCUUUGUCACGUUCACCUCCAGUGGGCUGGAUGCGGACAGCAGCUACACCUGUUCUGGUCUGCCACCCCCUGUUGUUACUGCUACUACUGCCUCACCAGAAGUGGCCACCACAGAGUUGGGACCAACAGCCUCAAGUGCCGAGUGUGAGUACCUAGAAUCCCAUGAGCUUUUCAGUUUUACAGCAAUGUUUUAGGUUAAUCCUAAGUCAUUUCUAGUUUUUUCUGCACUACAUGCUACAACUGUUGUCUCAAUAAUCACAGUCUUAAUUUUUGAGCAUUGAUAUGUUUACUUUCACAGCAAGCUCAUUAUAUUUCUCUUUUUUUCCCUGGACACUUUGCUAUUAAUCCUGUCAUACAUUCUGCCUGUGAAUGCUCUGCAACAUAAUGGCUGUAUGUCAGCUGUGUGUGGCAGAAAAUAUUAGGGCCUGUUCACUCUGAAAAAAAAUGUUCUUAUGAUACUGAGAAUUUCCUAGGUUGAACCUACUCAUGUUUUUGCAAUUUUUUUUAUCAAAUAGGUCCCACUCACCUUACAGAAUGCAGUGAGAAUUUGAGAGAUGCUGCUCUCUGAUGGGUGUGGCUGGCUGUGCUGACAGUAUAUGUGAACACAAAACAUGAGACAAAGAGAAAAUUCUGUGUCUUUUGUUCCAUAAAGCAGUGAACAUUUUUUACAGAGUUUACAACCUAACUGGAUCUCUGAAAUGUUCAGUAUGUGUUUUUCACAACCCAUAGUGGUGCAUGGCUUUGUUAAAAUUGUCUUAAUAUUUAUUCAACCAUUUUUGAUAUAGUGUAAAUGAAGCUUGACUAAAUCUUAGCUAAACAUUUUUUGAUAUGUAAGCCAUUGUUUCUCUGAGGAACACUUAAAAAUAUAAUUACAUUAUGUAAGACAACAAGGCUUUAAGAUUUAUUGAAAAAUUUGAGCAUGUUUUUUUUAAAUAAAUGCUUACUUAUGCUAUUUCUACUAAAAAGCUUUUGUCUGUUGUAUUUAGUUUGACAGACUCUGUAAAUGUGCUAAGCCAGCUUAAUUGUUUCAAAAUUCAUCUCAUGUGCUGUGUCAUUUUCAGUGUGUGGCAUCACUCCCCUAAAUACCAGGAUAGUUGGAGGUGAAGAUGCACCACCUGGAAGUUGGCCCUGGCAGGUCAGUCUGCAGAGAUUUGGGAGCCAUGUUUGUGGUGGUUCCCUCAUCAACAGAGAGUGGGUGAUGACUGCAGCUCACUGCUUUUCCAGGUGUGUUUCUAUCAUAAUGUGAUAUAAAUAAAUAGAGGUAAUCUCAGGCUGGUAAAGUACAACUUUUUCUGUUCUAUUGUUCCUUCAAAGUAAAGCUAUCUUGUGUAUUUUCUUUUAGUACAAGCACUUCUAGAUGGAGGGUUUCUCUGGGUCGUCAGAACCUGCAAGGCCAAAACCCCAAUGAAGUGUCCAGGAGGAUCUCGAAAAUCAUUUUGCAUCCAAACUAUGACAGCGUCACCAGCGACAACGACAUUGCUCUGCUCAAACUCUCCUCGCCAGUCCAGUUCACAGACUACAUCAGACCUGUUUGUCUGUCAGCGGGUGAGAGUAUAUUCAACAAUGGCACUGAUAGCUGGGUCACAGGCUGGGGCGCAGUCCAGGAGGGAGGUGAGUCUACCGCUUCCUGGCAACUAGUCUGGGCCAUGUGCCACAAACACACACACACAACAGGUGCAUGUUUGAACCAUCUCUUCUCUUGUUGCUUCCUUAGAGCCGUUACCAUUCCCUGAAACUCUGCAAGAAGUGCAGGUGCCCGUUCUGGGAAACCGACAGUGUAACUGUCUGAAUGGAGUGGGUACCAUCACCAGCAACAUGAUCUGUGCUGGUGUUCUGGCAGGAGGCAAAGACUCAUGCCAGGUAUCUGUCCUUCUUUUUGCUUGUUUUCAGACAACGCUUUAAACUCCAAAUGCAGUCAGCAUCAUUUCUUUGUAUCCAUCAUUCAGGGUGACUCAGGAGGUCCAAUGGUCAGUAAGCAGGAAAAGGUCUGGGUCCAGUCUGGAGUGGUUAGUUUUGGUUUUGGCUGUGCUCGGCCCAAUCUGCCAGGAGUCUACUCCAGAGUUUCCCGUUACCAGUCCUGGAUCAACUCCCUCAUCAGCUCUGAUAAGCCAGGCUUCGUCACGUUCACCUCCAGUGGGCUGGAUGCGGACAGCAGCUACACCUGUUCUGGUCUGCCACCCCCUGUUGUUACUGCUUCUACUGCCUCACCAGAAGUGGCCACCACAGAGUUGGGACCAACAGCCUCAAGUGCUGAGUGUGAGUCCCUAGAAUCCCAUGUGCUUUUCAGUUUUACAGCAAUGUUUUAGGUUAAUCCUUAGUCAUUUCUAGUUUUUUCUGCACUAGAUUCUACAACUGUUGUCUCAAUAAUCACAGUCUUAAUUUUUGAGCAUUGACAUGUUUACUUUCACAGCAAGCUCAACAUAUAUCUCUUUUUGUCCCUGGACACUUUGCUAUUAAUCCUGUCAUGCUUUCUCCCUAUGAAUGCUCUGCAACAUAAUGGCUGUAUGUCAGCUGUGUGGGGCAGAAAAUAUUAGGGCCUGUUCAGUCUGAAAAAAAAAAUGUUCUUAUGAUACUGAGAAUUUCCUAGGUUGAACCUACUCAUGUUUUUGCAAUUUUUUUUAUCAAAUUGGUCCCACUCACCUUACAGAAUGCAGUGAGAAUUUGAGAGAUGCUGCUCUCUGAUGGGUGUGGCUGGCUGUGCUGACAGUAUAUGUAAACACAAAACAUGAGACAAAGAAAAAAUUCUGUGUCUUUUGUUCCAUGAAGCAGUGAACAUUUUUUACAGAGUUUACAACCUAACUGGAUCUCUGAAAUGUUCAGUAUAUGUUUUUUACAACCCAUACUGGUGCAUGGCUUUGUUAAAAUUGUCUUAAUAUUUAUUUCACCAUUUUUGAUAUAGUGUAAAUGAAGCUUGACUAAAUCUUAACUGCAUAUUUUUUGAUAUGUAAGCCAUUGUUUCUCUGAGGAACACUUAAAAUAUAAUUACAUUAUGUAAGACAACAAGGCUUUAAGAUUUAUUGAAAAAUUUGAGCAUGUUUUUUUUUAAAUAAAUGCUUACUUAUGCUAUUUCUACUAAAUAGCUUUUGUCUGUUGUAUUUAGUUUGACAGACUCUAAAUGUGCUAAGCCAGCUUAAUUGUUUCAAAAUUCAUCUCAUGUGCUGUGUCAUUUUCAGUGUGUGGCAUCACUCCCCUAAAUACCAGGAUAGUUGGAGGUGAAGAUGCACCACCUGGAGGCUGGCCCUGGCAGGUCAGUCUGCAGAGAUUUGGGAGCCAUGUUUGUGGUGGUUCCCUCAUCAACAGAGAGUGGGUGAUGACUGCAGCUCACUGCUUCUCCAGGUGUGUUUAUAUCAUAAUGUGAUAUAAAUAAAUAUAAGUAAUCUCAGGCUGGUAAAGUACAACUUUUUCUGUUCUAGUGUUCCUUCAAAGUAAACCUAUCUUAUGUAUUUUCUUUCAGUACAAGCACUUCUAGAUGGAGGGUUUCUCUGGGUCGUCAGAACCUGCAAGGCCAAAACCCCAAUGAAGUGUCCAGAGGUGUCUCCACAAUCAUUUUGCAUCCAAACUAUGACAGUGUCACCAGCGACAACGACAUUGCUCUGCUCAAACUCUCCUCACCAGUCCAGUUCACAGACUACAUCAGACCUGUUUGUCUGGCAGCGGGUGAGAGUACAUUCAACACUGGCACUGAAAGCUGGGUCACAGGCUGGGGCGCAGUCCAGGAGGGAGGUGAGUCUACCAGUUGCUGGCAAAUAGUUUGGACCAUGUGCCACAAACACACACACACACACACACACACAACAGGUGCAUGUGUGAACCAUCUCUUCUCUUGUUGCUUCCUUAGUGCCGUUACCAUUCCCUGAAACUCUGCAAGAAGUGCAGGUGCCCGUUCUAGGAAACCGACAGUGUAACUGUCUGAAUGGAGUGGGUACCAUCACCAACAACAUGAUCUGUGCUGGUGUUCUGGCAGGAGGCAAAGACUCAUGCCAGGUAUCUGUCCUUCUUUUUGCUUGUUUUCAGACAACGCUUCAAAUUCCAAAUGCAGUCAGCAUCAUUUCUUUGUAUCCAUCACUCAGGGUGACUCAGGAGGUCCAAUGGUCAGUAAGCAGGGCAACGUCUGGGUCCAGUCUGGAGUGGUUAGUUUUGGUUUUGGCUGUGCUCGGCCCAAUCUGCCAGGAGUCUACUCCAGAGUUUCCCGUUACCAGUCAUGGAUCAACUCCCUCAUUAGCUCUGAUAAGCCAGGCUUCGUCACGUUCACCUCCAGUGGGCUGGAUGCGGACAGCAGCUACACCUGUUCUGGUCUGCCAGUAGCACCCACUGCUGUUAGUAUUGUCACUAGUCCUGCAAGUGAGUGCCCUUAGAAUUUAUAAGUUUGCACAAUAAGAAUUUAGAUUUUUUGAAAAUCCUUCCUUUUUUUAUUUAAUAUGUCUUCACAUAAACACACUUGUUUUAUCAGGGUCAGUGUGUGGCAAAGCUCCCAUGAAUAGUCGUGCUGUUGGUGACAGUGGAGUUGUACCUGGAGGUACCUGGCCCUGGAUGGUCAGCCUCCAAAAGAAUGGAGUUUUCACUUGUGCUGGAACCCUUAUUGCGGACAAUUUUGCCCUUACUUCUGCCCAGUGCUUUUCUACGUAAGUAUUAAAGCAAUUAUCCACCAUAUUUUAUUCAAAGUGUUCAGAGAGUAAUUGUACACUCUGUUUUUAAAAGGUCCACUCCAAAUGUGGAUGAGUGGACAGCAUUUUUGGGCCAUCAACGUGUGAACGGCUCAGAAAAGUUUGAGAUGUCUCUUGCCAUACUGAACAUCACUGUUAGCAAAUCAUCUGGCUCCAAUAUUGCACUGCUGCGUCUUGCUAAACCAGUAAGCUACAAGGAUCAUAUCCAGCCUGUGUGUAUGGACACUAACAAUGUCAGAAACUUUCCCAUUGGAAGUCAGUGCUGGGUGCCAGGCUGGGGCACUGGCAAAGGUAAAGGUUUAUGUUUGUUUUUGUUUUUAGAUGAAUUAAAUAGUCAGAUGUUAUAAGAUUUUAGGACUUUAAAUUUCUUAAUUAUAUACCAGAUAUUUAAAUAGAUAGUUCAUAAAGAAUUUCUGUAUUCAUGUGAGUUAAUGGGAUUUUCUCUGUGCUAAUAAAGCUGGCUCAGAUCUUCGAGACCUUGAAACUCAAGUUGCAAGUUGUGGAACUGUUUCUGAUUCUGACAACAUCUGCACUUACACCAUGGCUCUUCAACAGGUAAAAUAAAGUCUCAAAAUCCUAAAAUAUUUAAGUAAAAAAAAACAAAUUCAAGGCAGCUGUUUUCAGUUUGAUAAUUCUUGUGGUUUUUGCAGGGGGAUGAAGGCGCCCCUCUGCUUUGCAAGUCCGAUUCAUCUUGGUUCCAGGUGGCCGUGGUAUCAGUAAGUGGAAGUAAAUCAACGCGUGCUGACGUCCAGGUCUUUACAAAAACGUCAACAUUUGGGUCAUUUUUAAUAGAGACAGUUGGUGACAUGCCCACUCCAACAGCAACAGGAAAUGCACAAAGUUUCUCUGUCUCCUUGCUCUUCUCUUUCACUAUCCCCGUUGCAACGGUGUUCCUCUGGUCAUGA